Alexandromys fortis (reed vole) is the source of this 4035-nucleotide messenger RNA. It is a transcript of the gene Foxa1, whose product is annotated as forkhead box A1. Lineage: Eukaryota; Metazoa; Chordata; Mammalia; Rodentia; Cricetidae. The transcript has 3 exons. The record is from RefSeq and is a predicted model, not a curated record. Gene Ontology annotation, biological process: anatomical structure morphogenesis; regulation of transcription by RNA polymerase II; cell differentiation. The coding region runs from base 299 to 1702 and encodes 467 amino acids. Gene Ontology annotation, molecular function: RNA polymerase II cis-regulatory region sequence-specific DNA binding; DNA-binding transcription factor activity, RNA polymerase II-specific; protein domain specific binding.
ACCUGCUCUUAGCCGCAGGCCGCCCGCUCACUUCCCGCGGAGGCGCUGCCGGGCGCCGCGCAGCGCGGCCGCCUCCCGUCCCCGGCGCUGCCCCCUCCCGCCGUGCCACCGCCACCGCCUCCGCCGCGCACGCCGCGCCCCGCAGCGACCGGCUUCCUCUUCGCUGGGGUGGCGCUGGGCCCUCGAGCGCUCUGGUGACCGCCGCGGCCCCGCGCCCCUCCCCCGCUGCCGCGCGCAGCGCACCCGCCCGUCGCUCCGCACAGGGUUGGAUGGUUGCGCCGGGCAGGGUGACUCCAGGAUGUUAGGGACUGUGAAGAUGGAAGGGCAUGAGAGCAGCGACUGGAACAGCUACUACGCGGACACGCAGGAGGCCUACUCCUCUGUCCCUGUCAGCAAUAUGAACUCCGGCCUGGGCUCCAUGAACUCCAUGAACACCUACAUGACCAUGAACACCAUGACCACGAGCGGCAACAUGACACCGGCUUCCUUCAACAUGUCCUACGCCAACCCGGGCCUAGGAGCCGGCUUGAGUCCCGGUGCUGUGGCCGGCAUGCCCGGGGGCUCUGCAGGCGCCAUGAACAGCAUGACGGCGGCUGGCGUCACGGCCAUGGGUGCAGCGCUGAGCCCGGGAGGCAUGGGCUCCAUGGGCGCGCAACCCGCGGCCUCUAUGAACGGCCUGGGCCCCUACGCAGCCGCCAUGAACCCGUGCAUGAGCCCCAUGGCGUACGCGCCGUCCAACCUAGGCCGCAGCCGCGCCGGGGGCGGUGGCGACGCCAAGACGUUCAAGCGCAGCUACCCGCACGCCAAGCCGCCUUACUCCUACAUCUCGCUCAUCACCAUGGCCAUCCAGCAGGCGCCCAGUAAGAUGCUCACGCUGAGUGAGAUCUACCAGUGGAUCAUGGACCUCUUCCCCUAUUACCGUCAAAACCAGCAGCGCUGGCAGAACUCCAUCCGCCACUCGCUGUCUUUCAACGACUGUUUCGUCAAGGUGGCACGGUCCCCGGACAAGCCGGGCAAGGGCUCCUACUGGACGCUGCACCCGGACUCCGGCAACAUGUUCGAGAACGGCUGCUAUUUGCGCCGUCAAAAGCGCUUCAAGUGUGAGAAGCAGCCGGGGGCCGGAGGCGGGAGCGGGGGCGGCGGCUCCAAGGGUGGCCCCGAAAGCCGUAAGGACCCCUCCGGCGCAGGUAACCCCGCCGAGUCGCCCCUUCACCGGGGUGUGCACGGAAAGGCUGGUCAGCUAGAGGGCGCGCCGGCCCCCGGGCCCGCCGCCAGCCCCCAGACUCUGGACCACAGCGGGGCCACGGCGACAGGGGGCGCUUCGGAGUUGAAGUCCCCAGCCUCUUCCUCGGCGCCCCCCAUAAGCUCCGGGCCAGGGGCGCUGGCAUCUGUACCCCCGUCUCACCCGGCGCACGGCCUGGCACCCCACGAAUCGCAGCUGCACCUGAAAGGGGACCCCCACUACUCAUUUAACCACCCUUUCUCCAUCAACAACCUCAUGUCCUCCUCGGAGCAGCAGCACAAGCUGGACUUCAAGGCGUAUGAGCAGGCGCUGCAGUACUCUCCCUAUGGUACCACCUUGCCCGCCAGUCUGCCCCUUGGCAGCGCCUCAGUGGCCGCAAGGAGCCCCAUCGAGCCCUCAGCACUGGAGCCGGCCUACUACCAAGGUGUGUAUUCCAGACCCGUGCUAAAUACUUCCUAGCUCCCAGGACUGGGGGUUUGUCUGCAUGACCAACCUGGUAGCAGGAGAGAAAAACCAACGGCAAACGUAACCACACAACACGAAAACCAACCACAUAACAAAAAUCCCAACUCUUUAUUUUUCAUGCACAAUUUUCCUCAGUGCAAAGGACUGUUACUUUUAUUAUUGUAUUCAACACUUGUUGUGUGUAUUAUUACAAAUACAACCAACUCCAUAUCAACAUUUUUUUUCCUGCGAAGAUUAAUAAUGAUCCAUAAAUGUAUAUAAAGAAAAUCUUCCUCCUUCCUUGCCCUCGUCCCCGUUCAGUCUUUCCCCCCGUGGGCACAUCCUAGUCUGUGCAGGGCUUAUUUAAAAAAGAAAAUGGUCAAGUCUGUAAACUAUUUGUUUGUGCUUUUUUUGUUGUUUGUUGUUGUUGCUGCCCCUCCUUACCUAGGCCCAUCACAAGAGUUUACAGGUCUGUGGCAAUACUCUUAACUCAGUAAAGAAAGGAACAGACAGUAAGGGCUCUUGAGAGUACAGAAAGGCAGUACCUGCCAUGAUGCCACGGUAAGGUAUAAACAGGUUACAUACGUGAGAGCCGUUUGUUUUCAGCUUACAUUCCCCAUGCAUUCAGAUAGCGGAUGCCUUUCAAUGAAAUACACAUAUAUAUAUAUUGUCUGUGGACUUAGUCACACUCACACACGAAGACCUCGUCCACUUUUGCAUAACAUGUAGAGGUAAUAUGUAGGUAUUAGACGCGCAACAUUUUCAGAAAUUGCCUGACCAAGUUACAAGGAUCCCCUCCACGCUCGUUUGUCUUCUCUACCCGCACAUGACCCCCCCCCCGCCCCGAACCAAUUCCCUCCUAACUCUGCUCCUUGCUCUGCAGAGUGCCAUGGCCAUCUCAUUCUGAGGUCACAUGUAUAAAAUUAGCUUUUGUGUAUGUAUACCAUUUAAAGGAUACCCCGCAGGGAAAAAAAAAGGAAGUAUAUUAUUGAGGAGAGAGAAGUUAUAAGAGACACAUUGCAAAAUCGUGUCCCACGUUCCAAAGUCCCCGUUGUGGCCAUUUUAGUUCUUGCCAGUCACACGCUCCCUUCAUCCAGUGUUAACGCACUUUCCACAGCUGGACGCGGUGUUAGUCCUUAGACAAGCGGGUUCCACUCUGAUUCCUCUUCGCCUCCUCAAUGUUAAUUUAUUGCAUGUUUUCUCCCGUUCCUUUACAGCUGAGAUUGCUUUAAAUGAUGGUUAAAAUUACAAAUUUAAAAAUGUUAAUUUUUAUCAAUGUGAUUGUAAUGAAGAUACUUUGAUUUAAGUAACUAAAAUAAUACAAGAUUUUAAUCUGUGGAAUAUGUUCCCGAUCAUUUGCAGUUAAGGAAUUUAAAUAAAUCAGAUGUUAACAACAAAGAAUUUCUGUCAUUUUCCUUCACUUAAAGUCCAAAAUAGAUCUUUAAUUUAAAUCCAAAAUAGAUCUUCUGAAUAGGAUAUUUUUCAGAUUCUUGUAUUUAAUAUAAAUAAAAAUGGUUUCAUCUACAGCUUAAGCGAAUGUGUAACGAGUAAAAUGUAGUGAAAGAAAUUCAAUUAAAGUAGGCAGACAACCUACUUUAUCUACUUUAUUUACUUUAUUCCUACUUUAUUCCAAGAACUGAUAUUUUUAAAAUUUCUUAUUCUCAGUAAUGUUUACUUUAGUUUUUAUGUGGGGGUGGGACAUGGGGUUUUUAAGCUUUCGAUGUCUCUUUUUAGGGUGUUUUUUUUUCCUCGUUUGAAAUCAAAUUAUUAAUUCUCUAUUUUUUCUAAUUCGAGGGGUUUUUGAAUGAGAAGAAAAUAGCAGCUGUGGCUGUUAAAAUUAAGUUAUCUACCGGAGACUCUGAACCCUCCAAUUAAAGGAGAAACAAAACUUAGCCUAUCAUGGUCGGUUUGGAGGGUGGGGAGGAGGGCAGUUAAUUCAUUCCUGCGGGGGAAGCUUUGUGAGUGUUUCAGGGUAGCUGCUGUUUUGUGUUUUGUGAAGAUAUUUUUGAAAUAUUGUUUCUAAGAACUUAAACCUGAUGAUUUGUUUGUCUUGUAAGAAGCUUUGAAAUGCAACUUCACCCCCCCCCCCAUAGUGGCUUGAGAUCACAAAAUCAUUAAUCUCCUUUGAUAGUAGGCUCACUUUCCAGUCCACCUAUUUCUUUGUAAGGCUUGUUCGGAUUGACACCAACAAUAACAGCAGCACCAGCCCGAGUCGAGGCUGGCCUGCCAGAGCCCUUGUGUGUGAACUCCAUCCUCUCCAGGGCUUGAACUUGGGCAGUCUUUACUUUGAUCGCAGCACUCCACGGCACAGACAAGAUAAAAAGAGCCGUGCCAGUCGCUUAAUUAUC